GAGGGAAAAUGGUGUUAUGGGAGAUUGCACUGGCAACAGCCUAUUUCUUGGGACUCAAGCGAACAUUUAAGCUCGUUUUGAAGACUCAGCGGCGUCUUGUUUCCCCUAACCACCCUCGGAUUCGUCGAUUUCUUCACCGACGAACACGAGCCAUAUUCGACGUUACUCUGAAAGCUCACCGGACCAUUCAGCAUCGAGACAUAAAAGUUGGUAUGCAUGUUAGCAGCUGGAUUUCGCAAUGGCUUAAUCGAAUGAAACCGUCUGCUGGGAUUCAUCAACAUCCCAGUGGCACUAACACAGGCAUGAAAAUGAUAAAGCAGGUUUCCAACUCGUACAUGAAACAUCGAGCCAGCACUCGAGCAGCGAUCGGUCAGAAAGUCGAUAAAUAUCUAUCAUUUACCUCAUCAGUACACAGAUGGCCUAAGGCAUUCCCUACCAUUGCAAUGAUCACGAGGCAACGAAAGCCUGCUGGGACUAUGAAUCAACACAGACAAUUUAGCAUUUGUAGCUCUGAAGGAAUGAAAACAAAUUACAGAAGAGGACGUUUCGAGCAUGGUAUUCGAGACGAUAUUAAGCAAUGGAUGAUCAGAUAGUAUUCAUUUUCUUCUUGUUUUAAAAUGUUUGGAACAUGCUCUUGGAAGCCAUGCCUUUGCUUAUGAAUAAAUCCCAAAGGUAGUGUUUACAUUUUAGGCCGCUAGCAGAUACAUAGCAAGAUAUUA
Molecule: messenger RNA, 719 nt
Organism: Cucurbita maxima (winter squash)
Lineage: Eukaryota; Viridiplantae; Streptophyta; Magnoliopsida; Cucurbitales; Cucurbitaceae
Exons: 2
Coding region: 9-593 (194 amino acids)
Source: RefSeq, a predicted model, not a curated record